AUGGAUCUCUCAUCAGAUCCCACCGACUUCAUUGACUCUCCGGAGUCAACUCCCUCGCCCAUGGCCACCCAAACCACACCAGAUACUGAAGGCAGCUCCACCUCGGCCAACACUGGAGGUCCCAACUCCGCAGCUCGUCGUCCUCCACGAAAGAGCACCCUGACGCAGCAACAGAAAAACCAGAAGAGACAAAGGGCAACACAAGACCAAUUGGUGCUUCUGGAAGCAGAGUUCAACAAGAACGCUACUCCCACUGCCGCCACCCGUGAACGUAUUGCUUCGGAGAUCAACAUGACCGAACGGUCAGUUCAGAUCUGGUUCCAAAACAGCCGCCGUCGCGCGAAGAUCAAGAUGAUUGCCAAGAAGAGCAUAGAAAACGGCGAAGACUGCGACAACCUCCCCGAACCCCUGAGACAGCUGCUUGCCAUGCAGGCCAUGGAAGCUGGCAGACCCUUCCCCGGACAGCUCCUCCGUCGUCCAGGUGGCCCAAUGGCACAAUAUGGGAGUGGCGGCAUGAUGAUGAACGGUGAUCCUACUGCUCAGGGCAAAGUCGUCAUCCAACACUUCACAUGUCGAUCCUUGAGCAUUGGUACGUGGAGACGUGUUGGUCAAAACGCCAUGGAUUUGGUCAUCUUCUACUCUCCCGACAAAGCAUGCAUCACCUACUACAUCAACAACGACUCGGCUGGUUACAAGAUCGAAUUUCCCUUCGCUUACAUCAAGAGCAUUCAGUUGGAAGCUGGUGACACGGCUCCAAAUGCAAAUGGAUCUCCACCCCGACCCGGUGGCCUUGUCAUUGAAUUGACCCGACCACCCAACUUCUUCAUGGACUCGUCCAACUCUGGAGGCUUCUAUCAAUGUGGUGACUUUACAGAAGAUCAACAGGCAUCCCACGUCUUGACUCAUCAUCUUGGAGGACAUCCCAAAGUGCUAAGCGGGCAACUUGCCAAACUGGUUUCUCUCGAGUCAUUCCAGAACAGACAUAACCCCUUCGACAUCCACGCCAUGCCAGCAUCAGCGCCAGUCUCGCCUAACAUGGGCAUUGCACGACCUGCGUCACAACCUCAAGUUCAAUUCGCCAGACCUCAUCCUCCCCAUGUCGGUAUGUUCCAAGAACAGUUCGGCAUCAACCAUAACCUUCACCCGGGCCGUAUGCACCCUGGUCACAAACGCCAACGAAGUCGAUCCGUACCCAUCGCCCUCGACUUCUCAAUGCUCCACGGGCCGAUGCCUACUUUCCAUAUUCAGCAACCUUCUCCUCAGCUGACUCCUGGUCCUCAUGACCUUUUCCACUCUAUGCCACAACAACAUAUGCAAACUCCAAUCGGACCAACGCUACAGAUCGACACUUCUGCCGGUUACGGCAUGGACUUCCGCCAAAUGCCCAUGUCGGCGACAGCAACUUCACCCUCGGAAUUUGCCAGCCCCGGUUUCUUCCCUUCCAAUUCAGCUCACGGCCCUAUGACUGCUUCUGAUUUUGGCACCCCACAGCAGUUUAACAUGCCAUUCCUCUCACCUUCACCCAUGGUCGACGCUCACCUGAUGUCAUCGUCCAUGUCUCCAAUGCCACAUAUGGGUCAUGCUGAUCCUGUCAUUGCUGAUCAGUCUCCGCCAUUAAAUGCACUGCACCGUAGUGCAUCGGCUGACAUGUUCAGCCGGGGCCAUGAUCACCACGGAUUGAUGGACGAGACAUUGAUGCUUCGCGAGAUGUACUCGAAACAAAAUCUCAACAUGCCCAUGCCCAGUCCUGGAAUCGACGAGCAUGGCAUGAUGAUGAUGCACGACAUGUCCGAGUUCCAUACCCCGAUGGAGCAUAUGGACAUGUUCAUGACGCCUUCUGGCACAAUCGAUCCCAACAACCUACAAGCUGGUCUACACCACUAA
Messenger RNA from Exophiala viscosa, 1884 nucleotides. RefSeq lists its product as uncharacterized. The transcript is spliced from 2 exons. The record is from RefSeq and is a predicted model, not a curated record. NCBI's taxonomy places the organism in Eukaryota, Fungi, Ascomycota, Eurotiomycetes, Chaetothyriales, Herpotrichiellaceae. Gene Ontology annotation, molecular function: RNA polymerase II cis-regulatory region sequence-specific DNA binding; DNA-binding transcription factor activity, RNA polymerase II-specific. The coding region runs from base 1 to 1884 and encodes 627 amino acids. Gene Ontology annotation, biological process: regulation of transcription by RNA polymerase II; cell differentiation.